CGGUCGGGAGCAGUCCUGGUCUGCGUCUCUCCCUCUAUCCGCUGUUCGGCAUCGAAAGUCUGGGGAAUAUCCCUCGUUUGCUCCACCUGCGAGAGUCUCGCGCGCAGCAGAGAACCCGUUCUGGUUAAGAGAGAUGUGCAGCAUUCAGAGCAUGAGCUCUUUACCUCCUCUCACUGCCCUGUAAUCAAUGGCAACAUCAGUCCAGGCUCUUCCUCUAACACGUGGGCCCAGCAAGAACUACAGCCACCCUUUCCCACCCCCGCCUCUCUCUCCACACUGCGGCAUGGGAAGUGUAGGCAGUCUGGUGGAGAGGCCGGAUGUGUCCCCGACCAAAGGGAGCAGAGCCGUGCCCCAGGUGAGACCCAAGCCGACCAACGGCCUCCUCAAGAAAGGCCUCACCCAGAGGGAGCUUCUCAACUACCUCAACAUCACCAGAAAAGAAACUAAAGGAAGCGACGGCAAGAAAGAUAUAAUCGGUGACCGAGACGAGGACGGUUUUUAUGCCAAAGUUUAUAAUAAAAAUGGCACUGAAGUGGAUCUGACAAAGAACUCACUGCCCAGUGGGGGCAAGUAUGAAAAGCUGCGCUUCAGGUCUUCUGCCUUCAAGCCUGUCCCCCCAAAAAACUUCAGCUCCAUGCAGAACCUGUAUCCCUCUUCCAAGUUGGAGGAUUUGGAUCACAGCCUUUCAAACGGGUUGCACCGAGCGUAUGGCCAAGUUCCAAAAGCUGUGUCAAGCUCUUCUUCUUCCUCCUCUCCCUCCCGUUAUGGUGGCCCGACAUCUGCUGGCAACAAAGCUCUUUCCUCAGUGCGUGUCACGAGCCAAGAGGAGGAUAAUCUCUCGGACUCGGGUCAUAACUCCAUGAGCAGCCUGCCGCCGUACCCCCCUCUGUCCCGUCCAAACCUGUCUCACAUCAGUGCAUCUAUGGGUCAUAUCAACACCAUCGGCUCCCUGGAUCGUACCCUGAGCCCAAAGGUUGUCAGAAUGGGGGGCGGUGCUGCCGGGGAGAUGGCGUGUCAAAGCAUGGCGACCCUGAACCGUCUGACUCCCUAUGGAGGGGAGGCUCCACCUCCGUACGAAUGGACGCUUUCCGUCUCCAUGGAGGACGUGGUGCGAGAUCUAGAGGAGCGCCUGGUGGAGAAGGAGCACGAGCUGAAGCAGAUGAAAAGAAACCUGGAUGAGAGUGAAGGGGCCAUUGCUCAGGUCUUUGAGGGGAAACAGCGUCUGUGGGAGAAGGAGAUGGAGGACCUCAAGCGCUUGUAUGCCACAAAGCUGCGGCAGAUCUCCCAGCAUGCCCAGCGUUCUCAGCGCAGCUUACAGCUGCAGCUGUUCAAGGCCCAGCAGGAGAAAACUCGACUGCAGGAGGAGCUGGACGACUUGAAAAAGGACAAGAGCCGCGAGGGAGCAACCUUGUCAAAGCCAACUAGUCCCACCCUGGAGGAGACACAGUGGGAGGUUUGCCAGAAGUCAGGGGAGAUCUCCUUGCUAAAGCAGCAGCUGAGGGACUCCCAGGCGGAGGUGACCCACAAGCUGAGCGAGAUCUUCCAGCUGAAGACGCAACUCAGGGAAACCAGAACAGAGAUGCGCAACAAGGAAGCCCAAAUCGACGCUCUGAGGCUCAUUCUGCAGGGCUCUCAGAGGGGCAGGAGUGCCUCCUCCUGUGAAAACGACAAAGGAUCCGUAGAGAACAUCACUGCGGGGUCAUCAGAAGAGCGUCUGCGUGCAGAGCUCCUGCUGGAGCGCCGGCAGAGCGAGGCCCAGGCCAUGGCCUUCGACGAGGAGCGCCACACGUGGCAGACGGAAAAGGACAAAGUCAUCCGCUACCAGAAGGAGCUGCAGGCCAGCUACCUGGAGAUGUACCACCGCAGCGACGCCCUCGAGAGGGAACUGCGACAGCUCAGAGCCAGGGGAGCGCCGAGCAAGGACGAGACUUCGAAAAAGGAAGCAGCUCAGCCGAGGAGUGACGCGGCAGACCAAGAACACGUGGACACGCCUUCAUCGAGUCUGCCGUGGAUAGACCGGAUUGAGUCGUCGGAAAUUUGAAUGACUUGUUUGCAAUGCAAACGCUUCCUCUGAAGCAUGACACGUGUUGAAGAACGAGUCAAAGACAUGCAAGAGUUAAGUUGAAUAGGAUUCAUUAAGAUUAUUUACAUGUUCAACAUUUUUCUAGGUUAAAAAAACAAAUUCGCUCACUCAGACUUUGAGAGUUCAUGAAAAAAGUUCUUAUCAGAAAUAGUGCAAUGCGCCCUUAAAUUGAGGUGAGAUGUGGAACACGUUAAAACCCCAAAAGAUCUUGGGAAUUUUGACUAAAUUCAUUUUUUUUCUUAAUGUUCUGAGGUUUUACCAAACUCCAUCUGAUAUCUUCUGGAUUUCCACAGAUUCCCAUCUGUUCUCCCUUUCCUGGAACCUUGUUCAUUGUGCAAUGCCUCUAUUGUGCAGACUUUACCUGGACCAGAACACAACAGACCUUCAACAGAAAACGGCCUGCGUGAAUAAUUCUGUAAAUGACCAAAUGGAGGAUUUUUGAGCAACAGAUACGUCUUUGUGGUUUAACAUCCUCUCAGCUCCAGAUGAGUUUGUGACGCGCUUGUGGUUUCCUGGAAGAAAACUCCAUGUAUUUUUGUACAGAACUACUGUUUUUAUCCAAGUGGAGCUCCAGUGUUUAUAUUCUUUGAUUUAAUGUGAAUUUUCAACCAUUUACAGGAUAAUUCCAGUAGAUUUUGAAGGAGAAAAGCGGCACGAGCCGCUUUUCUCCUUCAAAAUCUACUGGAAUUAUCCUGCAAAUAGUUUAAAAAGUUACAAAAUGUUAAAGAUGUUUUGUUUAAACUUCACAGGCGACACCUCAGGUGUUGAAGUGUCUGUUUUCCAUCCACGCCGUUGCCUAAAUCAACAUACUUCCAUAUAGUUCAGGAAAAGCAAUCUUCAGUGGUUAAAAAGAAAAAUGUUUGCCCUGCUUAUUGGUGUGAAAAGCUAUUAUUAUUAUUAUAGAAACAUUCACAAACCAGCUGUCUAUUGACCUUUCAACAUACUGUGACUCCUGUCUUUCAAGUGGAUUAAAUAUGUACAGGAAGCGUCUUGCAUUGGUGUUGUUUUAAUCGGAAAAAUUGGGAUUUUUAAGCUAGAAGCUAAAAUAUUAGUUCUAACUUAGAAUAAGGUCACUUUAGAAAAAAACAGAGCAUCCCUUUGGAGGUCCAUGUGUCCCACUCCACCGUAACUAGGUUUCCUCAGAGUGGACACAAAAAUGAUAGCUCAAAAUGCAAGUUUUUUGUUUGGUUCUGGGUCAUAAUCUGAGCAGAAAUGAGCUAAGCUGACUCACAUGGCCCUUACCUUGGCAUUUAACACAUUAUAUAAACUGGGGCUUAAUAUAACUGCAGAGUUCCAGAGAGGGUGAGUGAUUUACUGAAGUGGGAUGAGAAAACUGUUAUCUCACAUCGCACUCUGUGGGAGUGUUGCUGCGCUGAAUUCCAUCCGUUCUGUUUAUCCUAAGAAUUAACACCAGCGCUCUGACAUUAGUGAAUAAAUUAUAGAUUAAAAAAAAAAAGAAAAUUAUUUGCUUUUCAAAUGGUUUACCUUAAAAAAAAGUAAAAGGAAAACGCAGCACCAGCGCCAUCAAGUGGCAACACAAGAGAUCUUCUUUGCAAAUCCCUAAAAGAAACCUCCAGAAGUGAGUAUAAAUUUUAACUUUAAUAUUAGAUGCAGGGAUAUGAAAUAUGUUAGAGGAUAAAUAUGUACAAUAAAAGCUGCAUGACACACCCAAAAAAAAAAUAAAAAAAGGGGGGGAAAUUCAAGGAAGUGAUAAGAACAAAGCGGCCACCGAAGAAGCAACGAACGAUUGUCAACGAAAGAGAAAGCUCUGUGAGAUAGCAAACAAAAACAGGUCAUUUAUUUAUUUAUUUCCUUUAAAACCAAUCGAAAGGCUCAAUUCACUGAAAACUGUAACAUUGCAUCAUCGGGGUGAGCUAUGCUGGUGCGGGGCCUUGUUGAAGAAAACUGCCUCAGCGGAACGUGAGGUGACAUCAACAUUUCCAAAGGAGACCUUCAGUAGAAAACCUGACUACACAUGCUGAAGUGUUCCUUCACAUAAGAGGGUGCUGCAACAAAUGAGCUGCUUUUAGUUCUCCUAGCAACGUACAGCUUUAAUAGUUAACCGCUGACCUGUACCCUGAGGAAAUGUCUGGAUUUUACUCAAAUAAAAUCAAAGCUUAUACAGCAGAGGCAUUUUUUUUAAGUAUAUAUGAAACGACAGCAACAAUGACCAUUAGACUUUUCCCAUACACAAGUAAAGCUUUGUCACAAGCCCAAAGUCACCGCAACUCAUAUAGUAAGGCGGCCACCACACCGGUUUACAUCUCCAAAUCACACGGCGUGCUAGCUUAGCAUACACGGACUGAAGCAACUUCACAAGUAACGCGACCUCUUGAGUCCUCGUUUCUCAGACUAGUGUUGGUUACGCAUGUCGGUGCAGAAUUUUACAAUUUUAUACGCAGGUGGGUGCGAUGGAGAACGGAACACAUUUCACAGCAGUAUAUAUGUUUUUGUCACUUUUCUCAAGUACAUACAUAGAACUAGACAAAUGGCUUUUAUAAUGGAGAGGGAGGGGUUGCUGGUGCAGUCAAUCACAGAGAAAGAAAAGUAAAAAGCUGUUCCACCACACGUGGCGUUUGUUCUGCUGAUCUGACAGACGCAUCAGCUGAAAGAGACUCAAGCUACGGGAGGUCUUUAUUUAAAAAAAAUUAAGGAUUACAAUCUAAAGUUCAGUUCAAGAAACACCUCCAUUCCCCUCAAACAGAAACCCUUGAAUGAUUCUCAGCAGGUUUUCCUGGGUAAAACUUAAAUUAACUACCACUCUGAAAACAGUAUCUGAAAAAUCCAUCUCCACUCACAACAUAACCACUCAGCUUUUUUCUGCCGAGAAAAGAAACUAAAA
This is a messenger RNA of Oryzias melastigma (Indian medaka), 4925 nucleotides long. RefSeq names its product NEDD4 binding protein 3 (gene n4bp3). The record is from RefSeq and is a predicted model, not a curated record. The coding region runs from base 188 to 2041 and encodes 617 amino acids. Gene Ontology annotation, cellular component: cytoplasmic vesicle. The transcript has 10 exons. NCBI's taxonomy places the organism in Eukaryota, Metazoa, Chordata, Actinopteri, Beloniformes, Adrianichthyidae.